AAAUUCCGUGACCCGGUAGUACUUUUUUAGUGUUGCUGACAAGACACUGAUAGCCGGGUGGUUAUUAAAUGUCUGCACAGUAGCUAAUUGUUGGACAAAAACCGUCGUUACUUGUAAAACAAGUAGAGGAAUGAUAGAUAUUACCACCGGCAGUCAUGUCGUACUGCAAGCAAGAGGGUAAAGAUCGCAUUAUUUUUGUUACCAAGGAAGACCAUGAAGCGCCCAGCAACGCUGAGCUCAUUGCAGAUGAUCCCAAUGACCCCUACGAAGAUCAGGGCCUGAUCCUGCCCAGUGGGGAGAUCAACUGGAACUGUCCAUGCCUGGGAGGGAUGGCUAGCGGGCCCUGUGGGACACAGUUCAAGGAGGCCUUCUCCUGCUUCCACUACAGCAAUGAAGAGGUGAAGGGUUCAGAGUGUAUUGACAACUUCCGUGCUAUGCAGGAGUGUAUGCAGAAGUACCCCGAGCUCUACCCCCAGGAGGACGAGAAUGAGGGAGCUGACGCUGCUGCCCCUCCCCUUGUUAAUUCUACUGCCCCUGUGCCCACCGACGACUCUUCCCCAGCCUCAGUGCCCUCUAGUAACUCUACCCCGUCCCUACCAACACCUGAAUCUGCCCCGUCAUCCGACAAUACACCACCAACAGACAGCCAGGCUGCCAGCUAAAAUCACCCAGCAUCCCCCAGUCUCUCUCUUAAACCACUGCCGAGCACAGGCCACUUUCAUGGGAGAUCAGCUGUAUGUUCUCUGGUGCCUCAGACUUUAUUUCUUGGUUCAACGUUCAUCACAAAGGAUAAUGACUUUAAAGGGUACUGCAGAAGAGUUCUAUCUCUUCCAGGGAAUAUCAGUUAAUUCUGUGAGAGGAGGAGGCUUUAUUGUAGUGGUUGUUUGAGCUCCUGAGGUUCCUACAGUGCCAAGUUUGUAGAGGGGGGUUCGUUUUCUGCAGGGGACUUUGGUUAAGACUCGCAACCAACAUAUUUUUCUGCUUAUCAAGCUUCAAAUCAGAUGUGUUGUGCCAUUCUACGUUAAUGCUACACUGGAGGUGUGUAACCUUCUGUCAAUGUUACUGUUACUGCUAGUUUGUGAUUCCUUGACUUCAUGUUUGUGCUUGACAGAUCAUAGUAAGCAAUUGAGCUAGUAUUAAAGCUUGAUUACUCUUGUUCUCAGUUGCUUGUCAAA
Molecule: messenger RNA, 1175 nt
Organism: Oncorhynchus keta (chum salmon)
Lineage: Eukaryota; Metazoa; Chordata; Actinopteri; Salmoniformes; Salmonidae
Gene: chchd4a
Product: coiled-coil-helix-coiled-coil-helix domain containing 4a
Exons: 3
Coding region: 156-662 (168 amino acids)
Biological process (GO): protein import into mitochondrial intermembrane space
Cellular component (GO): mitochondrial intermembrane space
Molecular function (GO): protein-disulfide reductase activity
Source: RefSeq, a predicted model, not a curated record